Messenger RNA from Fusarium odoratissimum NRRL 54006, 4882 nucleotides. RefSeq lists its product as uncharacterized. The transcript has 3 exons. Lineage: Eukaryota; Fungi; Ascomycota; Sordariomycetes; Hypocreales; Nectriaceae. The record is from RefSeq and is a predicted model, not a curated record. The coding region runs from base 1018 to 3033 and encodes 671 amino acids.
GACGGUUCAAGGUCACAUGCAUAAUCACGUGUCUUGGUUCACGUGAUCAUGAAACUGGUUAGCACGUGAUUGGCUCCGUGAGACAGCCUGACUCUAGUUUCAGCCUCUUGAGGCCAUCCAUCAAUGGCCCCAUUCGCCUGCAUCUGCAUGCAUUUGGAGAACCUCGUCGGAGCCUUACGCCCUACAACCGUGCGCGCCCAACUGCACUCGCGCCUGAACAGUCGUGUCUGACAUAUUCCUCGCCCGGCCAAAGUGUCAACUGGAACGCGCCUAUCGGUUUGUAUAUACCGUGUCUGUCUAUCUGUGCCUUGUUGCGACUCGUGAAAGAUUGAAACAGUUUCGGCCCGUCACAUUUCGUUGUUGCAUCGCAUUGCAUAGCAUAGCAGAGUAUUGCGCGGCAUCGCACGCAUCGCGACAGCCUAUUCUUCUUUGCUUGUGUUCUCCAACUUUGAAGAUACGGUUACCACCCUUGCACUUGCAAACAGGUACUGCAAAGAGUAUCGUCCUCUGCAAACAUAUCGCGUUCUACCAGGCCUCAGAAGGUCCUAUCAAGUUGCUAUUUCAGUUCCCUCGUCGGAACAUAUCAACUGGAAAUCUAUCACUCGCCACUAUGGUAAGCUGACCAUAGCCGUACAAAAUGGGGAGAGAAAAACGAAACCUGCCCGCGGCUGUGGCAGGUGGCCCAAAGGAGAGGCAUAGACGUGCACAAAGAUCUCAGUAUGAUCAUACAGCACCUGUCCCCCCUGGCUUUGUUGCCAAACCAGCUCUUCCAAAGACAACGAAACAUCACUCGUACUUCGAGUUUGUUGAAAACAAGGAUAAAAAAAAGAAGCUUGAAUUCCAGAUUACUACAAAGAAAACACCCCCUCCUGGUUUCGAGUUUGUCCCUGCCGGCAACCCUGAACUAACUCAAGCAUGCAAAGAACUAUCACGAGAAAAAGAUGCCAUGAUAUUUAUCGUAUCGGUAUGCAAAACACAGAUGUAUUGGUCUCGGCCGUCUGUUACUAACCUGGCCACAUGAAGAACGCAAAAGAAGCAUCCGGCUCAAAUAUCUUGGCUCACCAAGUCCAUCGCAUUGGACAUCAUGUUAGAGAAACAAUCGUCGAGGAAGCCCGCGCGGGUCUAGGACAUAUCAUGGAGAACAUGCUUCCAGCAGCUCGCGGCGCCCCCGAACCCAUUCCCGAAUCUCAAGAGGAAUACGAUGCACAAGUUGACGCUGCAUUACGCGAUUUGUUUCCCAGAAUUCCAAACACCGAUCGACAGAUGAUCAUCGAACAUGCUUUUAGACGGGAUCCAACGAACAAAAACAACAAGGAAAAAGUAGGCCUUUCGGAUGACAUAACCCUCGCUCGAAGGGUUCAACUCGCAGUGCUCGCUCACAUCCGUCAUACCCAUACAAGGUAUGAUACUUUGCUAAGGGAGACCACGUGGCAGAAUGCUCGCAAAGUUGUCGAGGCUCUUUGUUUGGACACCCUCGUCAAGUGGCGAGGAGAUGAGGAGAGCGGUCGGGACCAGCUGGAUGAGAUAUUGAGGGAAGUUGUUGUGAUAUCCGACUCAGAAGGUGAGGAAUCCGGCAACGAGUCCGACUCAUCAAUCGAAGAGGUUGUGUGUCAGUAUACGAAUCCCAUUCCCAGCAGGCCUGUACAGAAUAUCUCUGGCCAGGCGGGUCCCGGUCACCACCAAUCUCCCAGACCUAACCAGGGCGCACGAACGCCCGCCACGCCCAAGCCAAAAGGAAAGGUGAAGAAAGCAAAGCGUAAGACAUCCGCCGAGAAGAAAGGACAGCGCGGAUUCAAACGGUACCAAGCAUGGCAAGAAGCCAUUGACAGAAACCGCAAUGUACAAGAGCCAGCUCCCCAAUCUCCCCAAGGGCCAUCUCCUCAGUAUACCCGUGGUCCCCCGCCGCCUACGGCUCUGGUCCCUUUAGGUGAUGAGUUGCCUGCUGCAUCCCAGCUCAGAAUUGUUUCUGGAGGUGCGGGACCUGCACCCUAUGAGAACGGUUAUGUCGGGAAACCUCAGUAUCCCGCAAAUGGCCAUUUUAUAAGUACAGGGCCACAAGUUGCCCGCAAGGUAAAGUCACCAUUUUAUGACGCGCCACCUAGCACUCAUCCGCCUGUGUCGAGAGUGGCCGAUCGGCUACAGGAUAUGUUGGUGCAAUCCAUUGAGCCAGCGUCUCCUGAUACUAUGAAACCGUCCUUUGUGCGUGCAGUACCCCCUCGGGGACAAGGCUUCAGAAAUGAGCCCCCUAUGACCACCAGUAUGCAGCAUCCAGUUAUCAUAUCUUCUCCAUUGCGAGGCCCUCUUACAAGAGGCGAGCCCAUGGAAAUAUCACGACCUGUAAUGGGUGAACCGUUGGUUCAUGGAGAUAGGCCCUACCAAAUCCCUGGCCACGAUCCCUCACCACCCCGUGGUCACAUAUUCGAUGCCCCUGCGCAUCGCUAUAAUACAAGAUCUCAUGGAAUACCUGCUCCUCCGGCUCCUUUGGAUCCUUCAUAUCGUUAUGAUACAAGAUCGCGUGGAACACAGAACAACCCAGCGAGGAUUUUAGUAAGUCGUCGGCCAUAUGACGAGCCACAAAGACCAGGAAUUCGUGAUACCCCAGUUGUCAUGGAAGAUCGUGGUGGGUUCUAUGAACGAGUCCCAGUUCAUUCAACUGGAGACGUUCCAGCAUCAUCCCGUGAUGAAGCAGGGCCUGGCUCGAGGCUUGCUCCGGAGCCAUAUAGAGUUGCAAGGGAGCAACAGGCGGCCCCUUGGCAGGAAAACUCCCGGCUAGUACCAGGCAACCGAACCAACGCAGACACUGAGAUGAUCCCCAUCAAUCGCGUGUCUCUGGAAGAUCGAUAUCGCCCUAUUGUAACGGACAAUCGGGCCAGACCAGCUCAUGUCCCUGUGUCUUCAGGAGCUCGAGGUGAUAUUAGAAGUUACUUUGAGCGAGACUCUCGUCCCAUCCGUUAUAAUCCACCUGGCCCAGAGCCUCGUCCGGUCAUAAAUGAGCCAUUGGCACCAGGCUACGAACCGUACCGCGAGGUGUAAGCAGAGUGUGGCUCGUCAAAUCAGAAAGACACUAACACGAUAUAGUCGUUACGAAGAACGAGUACCCGAACCCUUUCAACAUCGGGAGCCAGUGCAUCGAUACUACCGAGAAGAGCCCGUUGUUGCAGGAGACGGUCGACCUCGGCCUCUACACCCGCGUCGAAUGGAGGAUGUAAUUGUGCUUGAGUAAUGCUGCAAGAUGAUUUAGAGAAUUGCGGAUACUGUUUGUUUUGCUCAUGAUAAUGCAUGUGCGUAAAAUAUUUGAGCGCGUUGAGCAUGGAAACAGGCGUUGGAGGUUACAUUGUUGAUAUUGCAGUCCGGCAAAAGCGAUUGUGAUGGAAUGAACUUUGGACGAUGGCAUGAUCUGAUGAUACCCCGAUCGGAGGAAAGACUUGACUACUACAAGAACUAGUAUUUGAAUUGUUAGACAUUUGGACGAGGCCUUUUACUCCCCAUAAUACGAUGAUGAACCGUAUACGAAUGGACUUCAUAAUUGCUCGACUUUUAUUUACCCUAAAACAACCCAUGAUCUAAACUCGAACUUGAAAAAUAAAACGAAUGCCGAAACCUCAUGACGCAUGGAAUGGGUAUAAGUAUGGCAUCUAGUUGCGUCCUCUCCUAGGCUUUCCCACGCCAGACACUCCAUGUCUCUUCUCAACACCAAGCCCCUUUCGUCCUGCAGCAAUGCCUCCUCUUCCACUCUUUCCACCACGACCGGCUCCUCUACCGCGGAAGCUUCCACGGCUACCCCUAUCCCGUCCAGGGCUGAUCCUGCUCUUGACUGCCGCAACAUCGUUGUCAUCCAUCUCAAAGUCCUCGUCAUCGUCGUCCUUGGUGCGACGGUUGGAGAACUUGAGCUUGCCUCCGCGACCGCGCUUGGCGACGUCCUUGCCCUUGAGAGCGGCGACGUAGGCACCAACGCCUGAAGCCUCAGGGUUGGGCUCGUCGACGUCCAUGGCACCCUCGUCGUCACUGUCCUUGCCGAGGAUGAGCUUGCCGUCGAGGUCGACCUUGGCCUUGGUGCGUGUGGGCUUGCGCAUCUUAACAGGCUUAGUAGAAGAGAUGUUGGCCAAGGCCUUCUUGUCGAGCAGAUCGAGAGGUUCGUCGUCGUCUUCAACAAUAUAUGUCUUGCCACCCUUCUGGGCCUUCUUCUUUUGCCUAGGAGCCUCAUCGUCGGAUUCACCAUCAUCAUCAUCAGAGUCACUGCUGUAAAGGGCCUGGUCGUAUUCGUUCUCGAACUGGCGCUUGGGCUGAGCCUCGUCGUCGUCACUAUCGUCACCGUCAUUCUCACCCUUGGCAGCAUCCUUCUUCUUCUUGGAACGUUCCUUGGUCUUGCGGAUGUUGACGAUCAAUUUCUUGUCGUCAUCAGGUGUGUUCUUGUGAAUAUUAUCAUAACCAAAGCGACGGACCAUGCGCUCCAGAAUAUGCUUGACCUUGGCCUUGAAGUGACCCUUGUGCUCAUGACUCCAGACAAUGAGGUUGGGCACGAGAGUUGAGAGACGAGGAAGCAUGAGCUCGACAGGGAGGCCAAUAACGCAGACCUUGACGAAACCCAAGCAGCUCUUGACGAUCUCUCGGUUGUUGGAAGUAAGGAAGAGAUCCAUGGUCUGGACCAAGUCAGAUAGAGUAGCGUCACUCAGUUCGCUUCGGAACUCAUAUAGAAGUCGGCUGAUGGCCGUAAUAGAAGCUGAGAUCAUGUGAGGUGUGCUGCCAGCCAAACCAGCGCUGACCAUAGUGAAGAACUCCUCGAUAUUAGCGGUUCCAGCAGGGGCAUCGUCGGGCAUGUGAGGAACCUUGCUGUUGUCGAUGGAUGUUCCAUUAGCCUGCACCAUACGGUGUCCCAUGCGAA